CGGCGCAGUUGAACGCGCGGAAUUCGGGGCUCUGUGCGAAAUUUUUUAUCAUUCGGUGCACGGUGAAAGGAUACGAGCGUUGUUAUCACAGUAGAACAACCCUCUCGCAUCCCAUACAUUGUUCUAUCAGAGUGUGCUCGGGUCGACGAUAAUCCGAGCGUGUCCGAUCGACCGUCGAAAUUAAUUUGACUGUUCGUUUUCAACAAAUAUCCGUGCAAAAUGAUGCACACCAUGAGCGAACACACGGGCGGAGCUGGAGGCCUGGGUGUCAGCGUGCUGCCUUUCGACGGGAUGGGACUGUUCGAACAACAGAGGCCCAGGUUCCUCUUCAAGAUGCCCAGGGUAGUGCCUAAUCAAAAGGCCAAGUUCGAGACGGAGGAGCUGUUCAGGAGACUCAGCAGAGAAAGCGAAGUCAGGUACACUGGGUACCGAGACAGGCCAGUCGAAGAACGUCAAGUGCGCUUUCAAAAUGGCUGUCGCGAGGGCUACACGGAGAUCGCGUUCGCGGCCACUGGCACGAAUCUUCAGCUGGUUUUUGGCAACGCAUCCGGGAACUACGCUGGGGACGUUAACGACUGCGAUUUUGAGAAAGAACGCGGCAAGGUUCACCUGAGGUCCCGACUGAUAAUGAACGGAGUGUGCGUACUUUGGCGCGGGUGGAUCGACCUGGAGAGGCUAGACGGUGUGGGCUGCUUGGAAUACGAUGAGAAACGCGCAGCAGAAGAGGAUGCUCUCCUGCGGGACCAGCUGGAGCGUUACAAUCAACGGGUACGCGACUUCGACGAGAAGCAGAGGGCGUACAGGAGCGGAGCGACCCAGCCACCGCACUUGAACCACCAUCACCACCACCAUCACCAUCACCACGGUCAUCACGGCCACCACGUGACCGGAGCAGGCACCGGAACCACCGGAGCCAUCGAACCCCACCUAACUCAUCGACAGGAUCCCGAGAUGGAAGUCAGACUGAGGGCCUACUGAGGCUCCGAGAAGGUGACCAGCGAAACCACUUGACUCCCCUUCGAUCUGGGAUUGCUCCCGGGUCUACCUCGAGCCAGCCGGAAGCUGACAGAAGGAACCAGCCAUCAGAGGUCUUCUGGGAGGAACCUGAACGACGGUUUUGCAGGCGUUCGCGAGAUGUCCAGGUCCUUUGGGGUGUGAUCGAGGGGUCCGGGGUCUGAGAGAGUCGCGAAUUGAUAUGUGUUUACAAUGGUUCCAAGUGCUUCUUGGGUUCGAUCGAAUAUUCUUGAGAUAUGAAGAGAAUCUUGAUGGAUUUGACACUUCUGACGAGACCCCUCUAGAUUUCAAAGCCUCGCGCUUCUCGGGAUUCCUCGAAAUCUUCACCAGGUUCCUCCUACCAGGACGACGAGUUUUAUAAUCGAUCGACAUCACGAUCACGUCACAGUCAAU
This is a messenger RNA of Eufriesea mexicana, 1407 nucleotides long. RefSeq names its product protein big brother. The coding region runs from base 220 to 978 and encodes 252 amino acids. Gene Ontology annotation, cellular component: nucleus; core-binding factor complex. Gene Ontology annotation, biological process: regulation of transcription by RNA polymerase II. Gene Ontology annotation, molecular function: transcription coactivator activity; sequence-specific DNA binding. NCBI's taxonomy places the organism in Eukaryota, Metazoa, Arthropoda, Insecta, Hymenoptera, Apidae. The record is from RefSeq and is a predicted model, not a curated record. The transcript has 3 exons.